CUUCAGAUCAUUUAGUCAGAUAAAGACAGAGACACUCUGGAUGACAAAAACAAACUGCAAGAGACAAAAUGGAAUCAGAACAUGAAGGUGAAUCACAGGAUCUGAGGCUUGUGCUGCUGGGAGUCUCUGGUGCUGGAAAGAGUGCAAUAGGAAAUGCAAUACUGGGUCGAGAGGCAUUUAAAGAGAGCACAACCAGAAAUAGUGAGUUACAGACAGAAAGAGUAAAAGACAGAAAUAUCUCCAUCAUCGACACUCCAGGAUUCUUCAACACUCAGCUGACUGAUGAAGAGAUGAAGAAUGAAAUGAUGAGGAGUAUGUAUCUCUCUCAUCCUGGUCCACACGUGUUCCUGCUUGUCAUCAACCUGGAAAACUUUGAGGAGGAGCAGAGGAACAUUGUGGGAAAGACUAAGGAAAUCUUUGGAGCUCAAGCUUUUAAAUACACCAUGGUUCUGGUCACUGGAAGAGAACAAAUGUCAAGGAGAGAAUGGAUGCUCUUUAUACUUGAUUCAAAAUUUCGAGAGCUGAUCAGUCACUGCAGAGAUAAUUAUCAUGCACUUAACAGUAAAAAUGAGAUAAAUCAAACUCAAAUCACAGAGCUUCUGCAGAAGAUUGAUGAAACCAUCAAACAGAAUAAUCAUCAGCAUUACAAAAUUGAGAUUUACUCAGUGUCUCGAAAAAAGAGCAUAAGAAUAAAGAAAAAUCAAGAGGAAGAAAAGACUGACAAAAGAAAAGAGACAGAAAUGAAACAACAGCAAGCAAAAUCAGCUCCAGAUAUUUUCACAACCCGCAAUGUAAAGGAAGAGAGAACGACACACACUGUCACUGAACAAGAAAAUGAAAGCAUAAGAGGAAAGAAAACAGGGGAAGAAUAUACAUACAGCGAAACAAAGCAAAGUAAAGAGAAAAGACAAGAACUAGCAAAAAUAGGAGAGUUUUUUGAAAUGGAAAGUACAAUGGAAGGGAGAUCAGCAAAUACUGUUAUUAAAAAGAAAGAGAGUUUUGUUCCUUAUGUCAGAGAAACAAUGAGAACAACUCACAUAUAUGAAAACCUGGACCAGAGCUCAUUAGACAGAUUCGAGGAUUUCUCUAAUGAUGGAAUGAGAGGCAAAAAAGUAGUCAAGCCACCGGAAAAAAACUGGGGAAUGAGUAAAAAGACAACCUACCAGAUACUAUCAGACGACGAUCUCAGGAUUGUGCUGGUGGGUAAAACUGGCACUGGAAAGAGUGCGACAGGAAACACCAUACUGAGAGGAAAGGCAUUUAAGGAAGAAUUUUCUUCUGAAUCUGUGACUGAGAAAUGCAAGAAACAUCAGAGGAUAGUGGAUUGUCGAAACAUCUCAGUGAUCGACACUCCAGGACUGUAUGAUACACAAAUCAGUGAAUGGAAACUGAAGAAAGAAAUACGGAGAUGUAUAGAAAAGUCUGUUCCCGGUCCUCAUGUGUUCCUGCUGGUCAUCAGACUGGACGCGAGAUUCACAGAAGAGGAGAAAAACACAGUGAAAUGGAUUCAGGAAAACUUUGGAGAAGAAGCUUCACAUUACACCAUCAUUCUGUUCACUAGAGGAGAUCAGCUACACAAGUCUAUAGAGAAGUUUCUCAUCAAAAACAAGCAGAUUAAUGAGCUAGUUAGACAGUGUGGAGGCAGGUAUCACGUAUUUAAUAACAAUGAUACAAAUCCAGCCCAGGCUACUGAACUGUUCAAGAAAAUAGACAUAAUGGUGAUGAAGAAUGGAGGAGAGCAUUACACAAAUGAGAUGUACAAGAAAGCUCAGAAAAAGAUAAGGAUGAAAAAGGUUGAAGAGACAGCUUUAGUGGGAGCGAGUGUGGCAGGUGUAGGAGCAGCAUUCGCAGGAGGUGCAGCAUUAGUUGCUGCUACUGGAGGAGUGGCUCUGCCUGCAGUUUUAAUGGCAGGAGGAGCAGCUCUAACAGGAGGAUCAAGUGCUAAAGUUAUUGCAGGUAAAUUGAAAUAUAUCAAGGAAAAGAGAAGAAGUUCCAAGGAAAAGAGAAGAAAUUCCAUGCAUGAGGACUUGAGUUUUUCUGAAAAUGAGUGGGAAAGUUCAUAA
Molecule: messenger RNA, 2063 nt
Organism: Carassius carassius (crucian carp)
Lineage: Eukaryota; Metazoa; Chordata; Actinopteri; Cypriniformes; Cyprinidae
Exons: 3
Coding region: 69-2063 (664 amino acids)
Molecular function (GO): GTP binding
Source: RefSeq, a predicted model, not a curated record